Molecule: messenger RNA, 1831 nt
Organism: Cajanus cajan (pigeon pea)
Lineage: Eukaryota; Viridiplantae; Streptophyta; Magnoliopsida; Fabales; Fabaceae
Product: glutamate decarboxylase 4
Biological process (GO): L-glutamate catabolic process
Cellular component (GO): cytosol
Molecular function (GO): pyridoxal phosphate binding; glutamate decarboxylase activity
Source: RefSeq, a predicted model, not a curated record
AUGGUUUUUCCAAAACCUCCUUCUGAAUCUGACCUCUUUCUUCAUUCCAAUUUUGCUUCUCGUUAUGCCACCGACUCUCUUCCCAGGUGGUGCAUGCCCGAGAACUCCAUGCCUAAGGAGGCUGCCUACCAGAACAUUCACGAUGAGUUGCAGCUUGAUGCCAUUCCAAAGCUUAACUUAGCUUCCUUUGUCACCACCUCCAUGGAAGAAGAGUGCAACAAACUUAUUAUGGAAUCGAUCAACAAAAACUAUGUCGACAUGGACGAGUAUCCUGCCACCACUGACCUUCACAAUCGGUGCGUGAACAUGAUAGCACGUUUGUUCCAUGCUGAAGUUGGAGAAAAUGAGAAUGCAAUUGGAGCAGGAACUGUUGGAUCAUCAGAGGCCAUAAUGCUGGCAGGGCUUGCAUUCAAGAAGAAGUGGCAGAACAAACGCAAGGCAGAGGGAAAGCCUUGUGAUAAGCCCAAUUUGGUCACUGGUUCCAAUGUCCAGGUAUGUUGGGAGAAGUUUGCAAGGUAUUUUGAGGUGGAGUUAAGGGAAGUGGAGGUGAGGGAAGGGUACUACGUGAUGGACCCUGCCAAAGCCGUUGAGCUGGUUGAUGAGAACACUAUUUGUGUGGCUGCAAUCUUGGGUUCAACUUACAACGGAGAGUUCGAAGAUGUGAAGCUCCUAAAUGAUCUACUUCUAGAGAAAAACAAGCAAACUGGAUGGGAUACACCUAUUCAUGUGGAUGCUGCUAGUGGUGGCUUUAUUGCUCCAUUCCUUUAUCCAGAACUAGAAUGGGAUUUCAGACUCCCAUUGGUGAAGAGCAUAAAUGUUAGUGGCCACAAGUAUGGUCUUGUUUAUGCUGGAAUUGGUUGGGUCAUAUGGAGGACCAAGGAUGACUUGCCAGAAGACCUUGUCUUCCAUAUUAAUUACCUUGGUGCUGACCAACCCACCUUCACCCUCAAUUUCUCUAAAGGUUCUAGUCAGAUAAUUGCUCAAUAUUAUCAGCUAAUUCGCCUCGGCCAAGAGGGGUACCGUAGCAUAAUGGAGAACUGCAGAGAAAACGCAAUGGUGGUGAAGAAACAUUUGGAGAAGAGUGGACGGUUCCACAUACUCUCAAAAGACAAUGGUGUUCCAGUGGUGGCAUUUUCCUUGAAAGACAGAAGCGAAUUCGAUGAGUACAAGAUAUCAGAGAUGUUGCGGCGCCACGGUUGGAUCGUGCCAGCAUAUCCAAUGCCACCUGCGGCUCAGCACAUCAAUGUGCUUCGUGUGGUCAUUAGAGCAGAGUUUUCACGUACCCUUGCUGAACGCCUUGUGUUUGACAUACACAACGUGUUGCAUGAACUCGAAAAAGAACAUCCCCACAAAGUGAUCAACAACAACAACAACAACAUUAAGGAAGAGAAGAAGGGGUUGGUUGAUAUUGGAGUGAAGAACACAAACACUGCAUUGGAUGCACACAGGGAAAUCAUUGCCCAAGAAUCCAACAAGCGUCACAAAAUCAUGGCUGCGUAGUCUCUAUGCUAAACUAAUUAAAUAAGGAGCCUUCACUAUCUGUUCUAACUCCACCGUCCAUCCAAUCUCCACCCUUGACUAUAUUUGCUUUAUUCUUUUCCCAAAAUUUUGCAUUCACCGUAGUCCAUUAUUAGUUUGUUUUUCUAUUGUUUGAUCUAUGUCAGUUCAGAUAUGUAAUUCACAACAAUCUAUUGUUUUUUCAAGUCUUCCAUCACAUUAAUUUUGUUCCCAAAGUUUGGUUGUUGUUGUUGUCACUAUUUAAUCAAUUUAUCGGUGUUACUCCAAAGUAGUACUCUCAUUCAUUUUUAUUUAAUUUUAAUAAAUAAAUAAU